AAGCCUCUCAGAACCGAUUAGGAGUGUAUUGUGCUGAGUCUCGUGGCUAUGGCGAAGCGCAUGCGCCAUGCUGCGCUUUCUCGCCUCGAGCACUGAAUUCCAGAAGCGUCCGUCCAGUUUUGCUUUGCCACACUGCAUUCUGCAGCUCUGGUUUUAGCUCGUUAUAGAUUUGAAACCCUUGCGUAGUAGUCUGGAUAACAAUCCCGCUGACUGUGCAACUUCAUUAGGUCAGUGCCUGUCCAGAAGAAGUUGUAGGAAUUGUUUGAUGGAUGUAGAAGCAAACUAGCAGUAUUAAGUGGCGGUACAAGAGGUGCUGUCGAACUUUGUGUGGUUGGGGACCGUGAGGAAGGAUGGCGUUUCGUGACUUGGUGAUGGGAGGCGCCGGGUGUGCAGUCCCCGGGCAAGAUGGCGCGUCGUCUUCGAAUCCCUUGGGUGGCUUGGCUGACUCGAUCAUUGGCUCUGCAUCUAAAACUCAGGAGAGGAUCCGGGAGAUGCCAGGAUUAGCUGGAGCAAGCCAAGCUGGACCUCAAUUUGGCCGAAAUGGACCGCUUACCUCGCUUCCUGGCUCUGAAUUUAAUCAAGCCCAAUGGCAUGAUGGGCAGGUGCCGGAGUACAUGCGAGGAUUUCAGAGUGCGGACCCAAGAGAAUUCACAGAUGCUUGGAAUCAGUCUGUGGAAAGGUGGCCUCCUCCCCCACAGUUAUCAACGGUUCCCGGAAAUCAGGAAGGAGCGUUAUUCUCAGAAUUUGAUAGUAUAUACGGGCAACAAGCUGGUCCAUCCGGUGCGCCGUUGUUAGAUGCCCCACCACAGCGUGUGUUGAAUAAUUUUCUUCAUUCUUUCUUCGACAGCAGUCGAACGAAUGCUCCUUUUCCUGCUGUUAGGCUGCCAGAGCUUGGACUUUCUCAGGCUGACAAGCGUCGGAUAAGGGACCGUAGUCACAUCAUGGGACGCCACAUAUUUGCUGACAAGGGCGAUACUUUUGUUGAUUCUCAGGUCAAUGGUCUUCUACAUUCCUUGGAUAUUGAUGAAAGUUUGGGAGCCCAAACUCGUGGUCCACUUGCUGGUCAGAUUCCAGAAUUUGAGCAAUUGUGGAAAGAGGGUUUUGCUCAGAGUAAUAUGCAAGUUGUGCCAAGACCUCCUAUGUCACUUGGAACUCAGUGGGCAAAUGAAUUUCACAGCCAAGUUGGGCCUUCUGGGGCUCCUCAAGGCUGGGCAGAUGAGUUUGACAAUCUACAGACUGGCAAUAAUUGGGCCAAUCAGAUGCAAGAGCAGCAAAGUCUGAGUCAUCUUCGUAACGGGCAAAUGGGCAAUAUGGCUGGGAUGGAGCAAACUCGUUCACUUGUUCAGACUUUGUCUCAAAACCAGGACCCAAAAUUCCAGAGUUCCAAAUUUUUGCAGUUUGUAUCGAAAAUGAGUCGUGGAGAACUUAUCGUGGAAGAUAAUCAGGUCAAGUCAGCCACGACAAAUGCCGAUGCUUGGGCUAAUGAGUUUCAACAACAGCAUCCUGAAUCAUGGGCUGCAGAGUUUACUGCAGGAGAGCAUCAAUUCAGGGGUGACACUUGGGCAAAUGAGUUUGCAAGGGGUAAACCUGAACCUGUUACAACUAAUGACGCUUGGGUUGACGAGUUCUCAAAGUUGGGAGUGAAGGAUUGGGCUGAUGAGUUCGGGGAUCAGAUGGCUAGAGGUGCUCUCGGAGAUGACGUCAGUUCAGAAUGGGUUGAUUCAUAUGAUCAGUUUGUGGAAGAGUCAGUGAGAGGAGAACAAAUGAAAGCUGGGUCCUCGCGCUUCGUAUAUCAAUUUGCGGAUAAUAAUCCUUACGUGGGGCAUCCCAACCCGCUCAAAGAAGGUCAGGAACUUUUUCGGAGGGGAUUACUUAGUGAAGCGGUUUUGGCUUUGGAAGCUGAGGUGCUGAAGAAUCCUGAUAAUGCUGAAGGAUGGCGGUUACUCGGGAUCACACAUGCUGAAAAUGAUGAUGACAGACAAGCAAUUGCUUCUAUGGUCAAAGCAAGAGAUGCUGAUCCCUCCAACUUAGAGGUUCUUCUGGCUCUUGGCGUGAGCCACACUAAUGAGCUGGAGCAAGACGAAGCUUUGCGGUACCUUAGAGGAUGGUUACAGCACCAUCCUAAGUAUGGCGCACUUGUCCCAGGAAAUGUUUCGGAACAACUAAUUCCUUCAGAGGUCGAGGGCCUCUUCCUAGAAGCUGCUCAAAUGUCCCCAGAGGACAGUGAUAUACACACAGUUUUGGGUGUAAUUUACAAUUUAUCACGAAAUUAUGUCAAGGCCAUCAGUUCAUUCGAAAGAGCUCUUCAGUUGAAGCCCCGCGAUUACUCUUUGUGGAAUAAACUAGGCGCAACUCAAGCAAAUAGUUCACGAAGUGCUGAAGCUAUUUAUGCUUACCAAGAGGCUCUGGAUUUGAAGCCCAACUAUGUGCGAGCAUGGUCAAAUAUGGGAAUUGGUUAUGCAAAUCAGGGGCUCUAUGAGGAAUCGAUCAGAUACUAUGUUCGGGCCUUGGAGAUGAAUCCGAAAGCAGAUAACGCUUGGCAGUACUUGCGCAUUUCUCUCAGCAUUGCAUCACGAAAUGACUUGUUGGAUGCUGUUGAGAGAAAGGAUUUGAGCGCUUUGGCGAAGGAGUUCCCACUAUAAUUUAUCAUAUUCAAUUAAUUAUACAGGUUUAGUUAUCUGUAUGCUCUUGAAUAUGUUCUUUAUUAAUUACGAUGUAUUAAGAUUCUGUUACGUAAUAUGAAAUGAGUUUGAUCUUUUUGGA
Messenger RNA from Physcomitrium patens, 2763 nucleotides. RefSeq names its product peroxisome biogenesis protein 5. Gene Ontology annotation, cellular component: peroxisomal membrane; cytosol. Lineage: Eukaryota; Viridiplantae; Streptophyta; Bryopsida; Funariales; Funariaceae. The record is from RefSeq and is a predicted model, not a curated record. Gene Ontology annotation, molecular function: protein binding. Gene Ontology annotation, biological process: protein import into peroxisome matrix, docking.